Molecule: messenger RNA, 2997 nt
Organism: Dicentrarchus labrax (European seabass)
Lineage: Eukaryota; Metazoa; Chordata; Actinopteri; Moronidae
Gene: slc7a6
Product: solute carrier family 7 member 6
Exons: 10
Coding region: 196-1683 (495 amino acids)
Biological process (GO): amino acid transmembrane transport
Cellular component (GO): membrane
Molecular function (GO): L-amino acid transmembrane transporter activity
Source: RefSeq, a predicted model, not a curated record
CAUGACGUCCCCUGUGCAGCGGCAGCCGCGUUGUUUACGCUCCUGAUGCAUUUGUGAACGGACGCCGUGUUGGACCGCUGGACAGGAGGCAAACCAGCACAGGUUGUUCCAGAGGUUGCCAGAAAGGGACAAGGGCCUGUAGCGUCCACAGUCGGUCCUCAGUUCCCGCCGGUUCAGCCCUGAGACGACGGCACCAUGACCGACCAGGAAGAAUCCAAGAAGAUGAACGGCAGUGCUGGCCACUCUUCCCAUCUUCUGGAACCGCCCAAAGAGAGCAUGCAGCUUAAGAAGGAGAUCUCGCUGCUCAACGGAGUCAGCCUGAUCGUAGGGAACAUGAUCGGCUCCGGCAUCUUCGUCUCCCCCAAGGGCGUGCUGAUCUACAGCGCCUCUUACGGCCUGUCGCUAGUCAUCUGGGUCAUUGGGGGCCUGUUCUCCGUGGUGGGGGCCCUCUGCUACGCCGAGCUGGGCACCACCAUCACCAAAUCAGGGGCGUCUUACGCAUACAUCCUGGAGUCCUUCGGUGGCUUCAUUGCAUUCAUUCGUCUGUGGACGUCGUUGCUGAUUAUUGAGCCCACCAGCCAGGCGGUCAUUGCCAUCACAUUUGCAAACUACCUGGUGCAGCCGCUCUUUCCAACAUGUGAACCACCGUAUGUAGCAUCCAGGCUCAUCGCUGCAGCGUGUAUAUGCUUACUGACAUUCAUCAACUCUGCCUACGUAAAGUGGGGCACCCGCGUGCAGGACAUUUUCACCUACGCCAAGGUGGCGGCCCUCAUCGUCAUCAUCAUCACUGGCAUCGUCAAGCUGUGCCAGGGUUACACAGCCAACUUUGAAUCAGCCUUUCAGGGAUCGUCUACGGAUCCCGGUGACAUCGCGCUGGCGCUCUACUCUGCCCUCUUCUCCUAUUCCGGCUGGGACACCCUCAACUUUGUUACAGAGGAGAUCAAAAACCCUGAAAGGAACCUGCCUCUGGCCAUCGCCAUCUCUAUGCCAAUUGUCACCAUCAUCUACAUCCUCACCAAUGUGGCCUACUACGCUGUUCUGGAUGUUAGUGCUAUACUGGCCAGUGACGCAGUGGCAGUGACAUUUGCAGAUCACACACUCGGUGUGAUGGGCUGGACCAUCCCCAUUGCUGUAGCUCUGUCCUGCUAUGGAGGCCUCAACGCCUCCAUUAUAGCUGCAUCCAGGUUGUUCUUUGUGGGAUCUCGUGAGGGACACCUUCCAGACGCUCUGUCCAUGAUCCACAUACAGAGAUUCACCCCAAUCCCUGCUCUCAUCUUCAAUUGUAUCAUGUCACUCAUCUACCUGACAGUGGAGGACGUCUUCCAACUCAUCAACUACUACAGCUUUAGCUACUGGUUCUUCAUGGGUCUAUCAAUCGCCGGGCAGAUCUACCUCCGCUGGAAAGAGCCCGACAGACCCAGACCUCUCAAGUUGACCUUAGUGUACCCGGUGGUGUUCUGUCUGUGUACGGUUUUCCUGGUGGCGGUUCCUCUCUACAGCGACACUGUCAACUCUUUGAUCGGCAUCGGCAUUGCCCUGUCAGGGGUUCCCGUCUACUUCCUGGGUGUCCAUCUACCAGAGUCCAAACGACCGCCUAGCAUCACCAAGCUGCUGCGUUCUCUGACUCACUGCACCCAGUACACCUGCUACUGUGUACUGACGGAGCUGGACAAAAGUGAAUAGCGUCCUGUAGACCUCAACAGCAGUCUCUGCGUCCUCACGGCUGACAGCCACCAGGGGAUCCUUCUGUGUGGGGGGGAAAAAAGAGGAUUUAUAACACUUUUCUUAUACUACUACAUUUUGAAGCACUCAGACUGACGUGUUUUACGACACUGAAAAUGCUGCCUCACGUUCACUUGCACAGUUAUCCUGAAGUUCAAGGACGAUCGAGGACUUCAGCCCGUAAGGAUAGACAGCUGCUGGUAUAAUGAGAGCUGUGGUAAUGGUUUCAUUUCUCCAUCACAUGAUUUAGUGACCUUUGGCCUGGUUAGGUCUACAGGUAACUGUAUGGAUGCCUACAGAAUGUGCCUGUGACAUUUUAUGAAUGAAAAGAAUAUCGGGAAGGGAAGGAUUUGUUGUUUUUUUUUGUCUGCUGCUAUGUGAAGAGGUGGAGUCAUCAUUCUAAUGGCGUUGCCUUUAUGUACUCGUGGUGCCACUGACUUACAUUUUAACUUUCAUUACUAUGUUGAAAUAGAACAUUGUUUUGUUUUUUGGUGUAUUAAAUGACUUUUGGGAAUGUUUGGCUGAGUGGUGAACUGAAUCCACUCAGUGUUCACCAUGCUAUAUCCAAGACAGAUGUUAAGACUUUAGGUGUCCAUUGUAAUGCACCAUCUUUAUGUCCAGCUGUUUAACAUUUGCACACAUGGUCUCAAGUAAACUAUGCCUCAGACAUACUCUAUCUCAGAAUCCCUGUGAGGAGUGGCUUAAAUUAGAAGAGUCCACUUAAUCCAGAGGUUAUUCAUGGAGCCACUUAUUCUCCCUUAGCAGGAAGAUGUCAGCUGUGAGCCUGAGAUGCUAAGAGUGCAUGAAAGCUCCGUUUUCAACACUGUGAUAUAAUACCAUGCAGUUAUUUCCAAUAGUACUGUUUAAAUCCAUGAAUCCUGUACGUUUAGAAAUAGAUACAAUUUGAUGUAGAAAAAGAAAAUGCAAUGUAUUGUUUGUCUGAUACAGUAAAUGUGCACAGGACUUAAGAGCUUAUUCACGUUAACCUGGGCACCUCUUGGUUUCACUGAGGGCUUCACCUUGUGCCAUUAAUUAGAUCAUACUUUGGCACUGGUCCACUGCUGGUCCAGUGGUGCAUCAUACACACAUACACACACACACAGACACACACGAGGCCAUGAGGUGCAUUCUUAACUAAAAUGUAUUUAACCUUUUUUUUUUUUUUUUUUAAAUCAUGUAUAAUGAGGAAACUGAUGUGCAGUAAUGCAGCCACAAUUCCAAAUCAUCGUGGUUUGUUGAAUGAAGCAUGAAAUUAAAGACAACUUGUUUUGUGCA